UGAAACCUGCGCCAUAGCAAACAGAAAACACUAGCAAUUUUUUUUUUAAUAUUUAAGAAUUAAACAUAAAGUAUAAAUUAACAAGCAAAACAAAAUGUGUGGGGGCUUUACCUGCUCGAAAAAUGCGCUAAUUGCGCUUAACAUCCUAUAUGUGAUGAUUGGUUUCUUACUGAUUGGCGUUGGGGUCUAUGCUCGGGCGGCCUCCGUUGUCACAAAUCUACCAAUCGUUGGAGGAAUCCUCGCCUGCGGCGUUAUACUCAUCUGCAUAUCUCUGCUGGGCCUUGCUGGCGCCGUCAAGCAUCAUCAAGUGAUGCUCUUCUUCUACAUGAUCAUUCUGUUCAUGCUCUUCCUCAUUCAGUUCUCCAUUGCCAGCUCGUGCCUCGCCGUCAAUUCGGUGCAGCAGCAGCAGUUCGCUGAGCACGGCUGGAAAACGGUGCCACCUCAGUUGCGCAAACAAGUGCAGGACAGUUUUCUCUGCUGCGGCUUCAAUGGCACCACCACCAGCGUCGCCAACAUCAACAGCAACACCGAUGACGAGGAGCCCAGCUGCGAGCUAAUUAACCGAGAAUGCUGCGUGAAUUCGAAGGAUCCGCUCUGCCACUGCGAACCCUGCGGCCCCUUGUUGGAGGGUAAAAUUGAUUAUGCUUUCAAAUUGUGCGGCGGUCUGGGCAUCUUCUUCAGCUUCACUGAGGUCCUGGCUGUUUUUCUCGCGCGUCGCUAUCGCAACCAGCACGAUCCCAGCUAUUUGCCCGCACGCGCCGUUUUUCCACACAACUAUCAGUACUGAGUGAAGAUGGUGAAGGAGCUGCAACGAGAUCAAAGAGCCGAGGCGCAGGCAACUUUUAGUCAAUGGGACGAAGGCUGAUUUAUCGCAUAUUUUAUAGAAAUCUCCUAGCCUAAACUGAAAAUAACGAACAUUUCAGAGACAUCCUAAAUAGGCUUUAGUAAAGGUCUUCGAAUAGGUGCAUUAGGUGCUUGAUUAGUUCCUCGCUUAAAUUGUUAUGGAGAGAUUAAGUAUCCCACACUUGAGAUUAUAAUUGGUUUGGUGUUCCAUAUGAAUGCAAUAUUUGUAAAUUCUUAUAUAAAUUGUACAAUUUUUAUUUUUAAAUAUUUUAGUUAGCUUAUUAUACAUAUUUUUAAUUUGCAACUGGCAACAAUCAUAAAACUCAACUCAAACUGCUGUACCACAAAAAGAUAAA
Drosophila arizonae is the source of this 1199-nucleotide messenger RNA. It is a transcript of the gene Tsp97E, whose product is annotated as Tetraspanin 97E. NCBI's taxonomy places the organism in Eukaryota, Metazoa, Arthropoda, Insecta, Diptera, Drosophilidae. The record is from RefSeq and is a predicted model, not a curated record. Gene Ontology annotation, cellular component: membrane.